Messenger RNA from Osmerus eperlanus (European smelt), 3690 nucleotides. Its product is annotated as serine/threonine-protein kinase tousled-like 2. Gene Ontology annotation, molecular function: ATP binding; protein serine/threonine kinase activity. Lineage: Eukaryota; Metazoa; Chordata; Actinopteri; Osmeriformes; Osmeridae. Gene Ontology annotation, biological process: peptidyl-serine phosphorylation; intracellular signal transduction; chromosome segregation. The record is from RefSeq and is a predicted model, not a curated record. The transcript has 21 exons. Gene Ontology annotation, cellular component: perinuclear region of cytoplasm; nucleus. Bases 732 to 2849 code for a protein of 705 amino acids.
AAAAAAUAGAAUUAACCUGCCUGUGAUUGCUGUUUUCUUGGUCCCUCCAGUCUAGCUUUGAAAUCAUUCACGUUGUGUUUAUAUAUGUUAUCCGAACAGUCGUACAGGAUCAAAUGGACUGGGAUCUGGGGUUCAUGGUGCUCUGCAAAUAAAGCAGUACACAACCCUGUCUCUCUUGAGCUCGCCUUUGGAUUGAACCCAUCUCUGAUCUUUAAUCGCUCGACUCAGUCUAAUAAUGCUAGCUGGCCAAAAGGUUGCUUGCUAUUUUCAAUGUAGCUAGCUUGCUAGUGACGUUAGCUUAGCUUAUUUCAAGAAGUGGGGUCAAAAAGUUGUCGUCUUUUACUAAUAACUGCAGCACAAUGGCAAUUUAAAUGUCAUUCGACGUCCUUGGAAGCGGAUAUUCAGAUAGAACAACAAUCGGGCCAUUUUCAAGGAAGAUACACAAACAACCCCGGGGUUGCCUGUGCAGGGGCGGCUAGGCGGGCGUGGAAACCCUCGAGGAUCUCGGCCCAUCAGUUUUUUUUUUUGCUACCUGGCUAGUUGGUUAGCUAUGGGUGCAUUUUUAUCUUUUUGAGUCCUAGUAGGCUACAUGAACACGGACCAUGCUGUAUUAAACGGUUCUUUGUGUGAAGUGUCCGGGCUUUGGAGAGAUUAAGGGACAGCAACCACAGCCUGAGCCCGAGAGAAGGACUAAAUAAAGCCCUCGACUUGGAAGCGACACCGGUGCAGACAUGAUGGAAGAGCUGCAUAGCCUGGACCCCCGGCGGCAGGAACUGCUAGAGGCCCGUUUCACAGGAGUCGGAGUAGCCAAGGGUUCAGGACAGAAUGAAUCAUCCAACCAGAGUCUAUGCAGUGUGGGCUCACUGAGUGACAAGGAACUGGAGACACCAGAGAAGAAGCCUAAUGACCAGAGAACGAGGAAGAGGAAAGGAGAACCGUGUGACAGUGGACAGGGAAAAGGAGCUGCGAGAGGGCACAAAAUUAGCGAUUACUUUGAGUUUGCCGGUGGUAGUUGUCCAGGCACCAGUCCAGCCCGGGGCAUCCCUCCUCUGGUGCGCUCCUCACCUCAGCACUCCCUCUCUAACCCCCCAGUGCCGGUGAGCUCCACAGUCCAGCAGGGCAGUCCCUCAUCCACAGGCUCCGCCCACACGGACCCCUCCUCCUCCUCCUCUUCCUCUCUUAAGCCAGCGCUGCCCUACUCCUCCUCUCACAAAGCCACUCAGUCGGACCUGACAAUAGAGAAGCUAACGGCACUAGAGAACAACAAGAGCUCCGACCUGGAGAAGAAGGAGGGAAGGAUAGACGACUUGCUGAGGGCCAACUGUGACCUGAGGAGGCAGAUUGACGAGCAACAGAGGAUGCUGGAGCGAUACAAGGAGCGCCUGAACAAGUGUGUCACCAUGAGCAAGAAGCUGCUCAUCGAGAAGUCGAAACAGGAGAAGAUGGCGUGCAGAGACAAGAGCAUGCAGGACCGUCUCCGUCUGGGUCACUUCACCACCGUGCGACACGGAGCCUCCUUCACAGAGCAGUGGACCGACGGCUACGCCUUCCAGAACCUCAUCAAGCAGCAGGAGAGGAUCAACACCCAGAGGGAGGACAUCGAGAGGCAGCGCAAGCUGCUGGGGAAGAGGAAGCCCCCCGCGGCGGCCCAGACGCCCCUGCCCAGCCCAGAGCAAAACAAACGCAAGAGCAAGAGCAACGGCCAGGAGAAUGAAGCGUUGUCGCUUGCAGAAUAUCACGAGCAGGAGGAGAUUUUCAAACUCCGGCUUGGCCAUCUAAAAAAGGAAGAGGCGGAGAUCCAGGCAGAGCUGGAGAGGUUGGAGCGAGUGAGGAACCUGCACAUCCGGGAACUGAAGAGAAUACACAACGAGGACAACUCACAAUUCAAAGACCAUCCUACGUUAAACGACCGGUACCUUCUAUUAUAUUUACUUGGAAGAGGUGGCUUCAGUGAAGUCUAUAAGGCCUUCGACCUAACAGAACAGAGAUACGUAGCUGUUAAAAUCCACCAGCUCAACAAGAACUGGAGGGAUGAGAAGAAGGAGAAUUAUCACAAACACGCGUGUAGAGAGUACAGAAUUCACAAGGAACUGGACCACCCCCGAAUAGUCAAACUCUACGACUACUUCUCGCUUGACACAGACUCGUUCUGCACGGUACUGGAGUACUGCGAGGGGAACGACCUGGACUUCUACCUGAAGCAGCACAAGCUGAUGUCAGAGAAGGAAGGGCGCUCCAUCAUCAUGCAGAUCGUCAACGCCCUCAAGUACCUCAACGAGAUCCGCCCGCCCAUCAUCCACUACGACCUCAAACCCGGCAACAUCCUCCUUGUCAACGGAACGGCUUGCGGUGAGAUCAAGAUCACCGACUUCGGCUUGUCCAAGAUCAUGGAUGACGACAGCUACAACUCUGUGGAUGGGAUGGAGCUGACCUCACAGGGGGCGGGGACAUACUGGUACCUCCCCCCAGAGUGCUUUGUGGUUGGGAAGGAGCCCCCUAAGAUCUCCAACAAGGUGGACGUGUGGUCCGUGGGGGUCAUCUUCUACCAGAGCCUCUAUGGACGCAAGCCAUUUGGUCACAACCAGUCUCAGCAGGAUAUCCUACAGGAGAACACUAUCCUGAAGGCUACAGAAGUACAGUUUCCUCCCAAACCCGUUGUCACGACAGAAGCAAAGGCCUUUAUUCGUCGCUGCCUCGCCUACCGCAAGGAAGACCGCAUCGACGUGCUGCAACUGGCCAGCGACCCCUUCCUGAUGCCCCACAUCCGCAAGUCCCUGGGCACCAGCGGGCCCCUGGCACCGCCCAUGCCUUCCACCUCUAGCUCCUACAACAGCAGUGCCUCAAACUGAGGAGGGCCUACCACCAAAAUAGACACUAGCCUCCUUCCUUCCCUGGCUCUUCUGGUUUAGACUGGGAGACAGGGAUGGUAUGAAGGAGGGUAGAACAAUGAAUAGGAUGGACAACAAAGAGCAGCGCUAAAGGCAGAUACUGCUGAAGGAAGACCGAAGUGCUCCAAAUACCAAAUCAGCUAAAUGAAGGGCCAGUGUGUGAACCCAACUGGGUUGCCUCUGCAUGCAUGACAAAGACAAACAUAUAUACACACACACACACACACACACCGUGUCUCAAAGAAGGGAAACCCUUGCUUGUACAGAGGAGCAUCUUACAUGUCAAAAGCCCAGGAGAAUCUCAACCAAGAGGAAGUUGAGAUGACCAAGCACCUCCGUUCUGUUUUUCGAGAGUAGAAACAUUGCUCUUUUCAUCCGUUACUGCUUGAAACUGUAUGAUACAUUGGACUAUAUUUCUAAAUAAUAGAAUUAUCAAUUUAAAUGCCUUGUGAACAUUGAACUGAGGACUUUUUUGGAAGGACUCAGAUGAAUGGGGGAUUUCUCUUUGGUGACCAAAGUUCAAGGCAUGCCUGACUGAUACGGCAUCUCCAUUAGCACGCAAAUGUUGACAUCGUGAAGAUUGAUGGAAGGCUUGUCACGUUUGACGCUUGUUUUGAAUAUUUUAUUGGAUUUUGAACUGGAAGUGGACUUCUUAUCGGUGGUUCAGUCCAUAUUUUUUCAUGAGAUUUCCUCCCUAAUGUUUUUCUUAACUUUCAAAGGGUGGCCAAAUAUACAAAUAUGUGUUGUGAGGAGGGGAAUGAGCCUCAGCAGAACUGCAUAUAAACAUUAAAUCCAACCGUGG